AAGAAGCACAUUUCAGAUCACACUUAAGAUUGAUGGUAAACAGCCAGCAACACUACUUCCUGAGUUUAGGGAAGGGGCUUGGUCCCGUGCCUGCGCUCCACGAACGCGCAUCAAAUUAGCAUCGAUGAAGUUUGUGCGAACAUGGCGGAUUUCCUGCCGACCAGAUCCGUGUUAAAAGUUUGUCUACCCGUCUGUCUGUUGAACAACGGCGAGGUGGAACAGCUCCGAAAGUCCAAAGAGAUCGACAGAUGUCUCUCCCGGGAGAAAACAUACGUGAAACGGCUUGUGAAGAUCCUGCUGCUAGGCGCUGGCGAGAGCGGCAAGUCGACUUUCCUCAAACAAAUGCGGAUCAUCCACGGCCAGGACUUCGACCAGCAAGCCCGAGAGGACUUCAGAGCCACAAUUUACAGCAAUGUUAUCAAAGGUAUGCGUGUGUUGGUGGACGCCCGGGAGAAGCUGCACAUCCCGUGGGGUGACCAGGACAACCAGCCGCACGGGGACAGCCUGAUGGCCUUCGACACCCGGUCGGCCAAGAUGGCCAGCGGGCAGCUGGAGACGUCGGUCUUCCUGCAGUACCUGCCGGCCAUCAAGGCUCUGUGGGAAGACUUGGGCAUACAGAACGCCUAUGAUCGCCGCAGAGAGUUUCAGCUGGGUGAGUCAGUGAAGUAUUUCUUGGAUAAUCUGGAUAAGCUUGGCGAGCCGAAUUAUCUCCCCACUCAACAGGACAUCCUGCUUGCCCGUAAACCCACCAAGGGCAUCCACGAGUAUGACUUUGAGAUCAAGAACGUCCCGUUCAAGAUGGUGGAUGUGGGAGGGCAGCGGUCGGAGCGGAGGCGCUGGUUCGAGUGCUUCGACUCGGUCACUUCCAUCCUCUUCCUCGUCUCCUCCUCCGAAUACGACCAGGUGCUGAUGGAGGACAGGCUGACCAACCGGCUGCGUGAAUCGCUCAACAUCUUCGAGACCAUCGUCAACAACCGCGUGUUCAUCAACGUUUCCAUCAUCCUCUUCCUGAACAAGACGGACCUGCUGGAGGAGAAGGUGAAGAGCGUUCCGCUCAAGGACUACUUUCCUGAGUACACCGGGCCGGAGCACAGCCUGCUGGACGUCCAGGCGUUCAUGGUGGAGUGCUUCCGAGCCAAGAGACGCGAUGCCACCGUGAAGCCCCUGUACCACCACUUCACCACAGCCAUCAACACUGAGAACAUCAGGCUGGUGUUCCGGGACGUCAAGGACACCAUCCUCCAUGACAACCUCAAACAGCUUAUGCUCCAAUGACCCCUGUCAACCUGUGAAAGUAGAGGACCUGAACGGGGACAAACCACCCCCUAGUUCCUGACAAGGACUUGGGAGAGACCACCCUCAGAAGAAUCCGAUAGUUGUCAGCAUUCUUCUUCAGCCGUUUUUAUAUUAGUUUUUACUCUCCUGUUUGUCGAGUUGGCCUUCUUGUUAGAUCAGGGUUUGGUAGGGGAACGAGUCAGUAGGACAGGCUGUCUGAGUGUAAAGAAAGACUAGCAGGAAGUAUGGAUGGUGAAUAACGUCUAAUCUUUGCUGCUUUGUCUUGGGGACUCUGGCCUCUGGCCUGAGCACUGCCUUACAGCACAAGACUCAGGGGCUUUUCGACUCACAAGGUGUCGGUGCUGGCGCCAAUGCCAGUGCCUGGCUGUAGAAACAAAACACAACACAAAACAUUUUACAGACCGGGCAUAUGGUCUCUAAACCAGACUUACAACUUUCUGAGCAAAAAAAAAUCCAGGCAUGGUGAAAUAAGUUUAAAAAAAAAAAACCUUGUAAGCCAAUAACAGAGUUUGCAAUAAAAUGCCUCAAGUUUUAUCUGUGCCAGAGUUAAUUCACCAGUAUGUGUCCGAGCACUGAAUUCAUUUAGUCCAAAGUCACUCCAUUCUUUCUGUUGUACUCCAGUGCUGCUUUGUGAGCGUUGUUUCAAAGCCCCUGUAGUUUAUGGAAGGGUUUGUCAACUUGCUGACCAUCUGGAGACUGUACAGUUCUUAUGAUCUCUCAUAUUGCAGCGCCGUUCCUCUCUCUCUCUUCCCGUGCCUGUCGUCACUCUUUCUUGGUUCGAGGUCGAGCAGGUUGAACGUGCCGGCACAGAGCCAGUUUUGCCGGUACAAGGACCAGUUCAUUGAUGGUGAAAGAGAUCACAACAGCUGGAGGAUCUGAUGUGAAAAAUGGCUCCAGCACUGGCACCUUGUCUGUGCAGAAAUCAUAGAAAAGGGCACAUCUGCAAGACUGGACCCACAAUGCCUUUCCAUAUAAUUAAGGAGUCUUAAGGAGACCUAAUCACUGUUUAAAUCCUGCAUUUGUACCUGUGUGUUUCUAUAGAAUUAAAGUCAGUCUUAGCUGCCUUAAACAGAUAAUUAAGAUGCAAGUUUUCAUGCAGGUUGUCCUGUUUGUUUUGUUGUGUUACCUUCAUUGGCACAUGAGGCUGUUAGUUGUGCCAGCAAGUGAACAUGCAGUCCACUGUUUUCUCAGGGUUGAAUCAAAACCAGCAUUAAUGCUGAUGUCAUUGUUGGUGAACUAACUGAAUAUUCUGAAUCUGGGUGGCAGAGCAGUGAGACUCAGUACAGGCCUCAGUACAGUUAGCUGGGCGGUGUCAGGUACUGUAUCCUCGUGGCUUUGGCCCCUGACCUUUUAACCCAGACCCCCCCUCCUCUGUUUGUUUUCAUCAGAUUAGAUGCCUUGUUAAGGGUCAGACCUCCCUUUUUUGCCUGAAUGAUGAAUGUCUUUUUAUAGAUGUACAGAGAUUUGCUCCAGAUUGUCUGACUAUACUGUAACCAACCCAUUGUUAUGGUCAGGUGUAACCUGUCAUGUGAGAAUAUCCAUGCUGGAACUGAGUUGUGACUCCAGGCGUCUCUGAAAUUGCAGUCUUGUCCAGUUUAGAGGUCCCGUUUUAAGAUAUAUAUUUUGAAUUUGUAGGAAAAAAAAUGUAGUUUAAAACAAAAAGCUACUGCAGUUGAAUACAUUUGUCUGCGACUGUAUUAUGUAGGGGCCAAUCUUUGUUAGAGGACAACUUCCAGGCACUGUUUAAAUCUGUGUUUCUGCCAAAUCACCCUGUUCUUUGUUGGGACUGUUCACACAGACGGUGUGCAGUUUGUCUCCAAAAAAACAAAGCUCCUGUGAGCUUCAGUUUGCUUUCAGUUUUUGCUUUUGUCCUGGCUUUGUAUAUACUGUAAUCUGUUGCCAUGUAAAUAAUAUUCAGGUUUAUCUCCACAUAUGUAAAUGGUUGUAGAAAUGGCAUAUUUUUUCCCUCCCAUGCUGAAUGUGUUUCAAAUCACUGCUUUUUCCAAUGAAGAUGACCUUUUGAUGUAGAUGUAUGUGUUUGUGUAAUUUUUUUUUCAUCUUUUUGAAAUUCAUUCCAUUCUCAUGCCACUCUAACCCUAUCAAUAAAAUACAUUUUUCUAAUGAAA
Scatophagus argus is the source of this 3422-nucleotide messenger RNA. Its product is annotated as guanine nucleotide-binding protein subunit alpha-13-like. Bases 142 to 1275 code for a protein of 377 amino acids. The record is from RefSeq and is a predicted model, not a curated record. Gene Ontology annotation, molecular function: G-protein beta/gamma-subunit complex binding; GTPase activity; D5 dopamine receptor binding. NCBI's taxonomy places the organism in Eukaryota, Metazoa, Chordata, Actinopteri, Scatophagidae. Gene Ontology annotation, biological process: adenylate cyclase-activating G protein-coupled receptor signaling pathway; Rho protein signal transduction. The transcript is spliced from 5 exons. Gene Ontology annotation, cellular component: brush border membrane; heterotrimeric G-protein complex.